UCCGGUUCCGGCCUGGGGAGAUUCCGUUUUGGCGACAUGAAGCUGCUCACCCACAACCUGCUGAGCUCGCAUGUGCGGGGGGUGGGGCCCCGUGGCUUCCCUCUGCGCCUCCAGGCCACCGAGGUCCGCAUCAACCCCGUGGAGUUCAACCCCGAUUUCGUGGCGCGUAUGAUACCCAAGGUGGAGUGGGCGGCGCUUCUGGAGGCGGCGGAUACCUUGCACCUGGUCGAGGUACCCAAAGAGCCGAUUGAAGGGUAUGAGCAUGACGAGAAGUUUCUGAGGAAGAUGCACCACGUGCUGCUGGAGGUGGAUGUGUUGGAGGGCACCCUGCAGUGCCCAGAGUCUGGACGUCUGUUUCCCAUCAGUCGUGGGAUCCCCAACAUGCUGCUGAGCGAUGAGGAAACUGAGACUUAAUGGUGCGAGUCGCUAGUUUUUCAUUCUGUAACUGUGUUCAAGGUCAUGUGUAUCCCCAACCCUUGAGCCAGUGAUACGCAAAACAGUGUUCUUGAGCUCGAUAUAUUUUUUUUUUCUCAUUAAAGGUUCAAAACCA
Molecule: messenger RNA, 550 nt
Organism: Puma concolor (puma)
Lineage: Eukaryota; Metazoa; Chordata; Mammalia; Carnivora; Felidae
Gene: TRMT112
Product: tRNA methyltransferase activator subunit 11-2
Biological process (GO): rRNA (guanine-N7)-methylation; tRNA methylation; peptidyl-glutamine methylation
Molecular function (GO): protein heterodimerization activity
Source: RefSeq, a predicted model, not a curated record